Molecule: messenger RNA, 3987 nt
Organism: Opisthorchis viverrini
Lineage: Eukaryota; Metazoa; Platyhelminthes; Trematoda; Opisthorchiida; Opisthorchiidae
Exons: 18
Coding region: 1-3780 (1259 amino acids)
Biological process (GO): regulation of centrosome duplication; intraciliary transport involved in cilium assembly; cilium assembly
Cellular component (GO): centriolar satellite
Source: RefSeq, a predicted model, not a curated record
AUGCUGGAUUUGAGUUUACGGGGGUCUCAAAUUUGUUUGUCUAAGCUCUCGAACACCAGUGGUCGUAAUUCAGCAAGGUCAACCGAUAGGCCAAUAACAGGUGAAUCAAAAGUGACUGGUAAUGGAUCGUUGAAAACCCGGAUGAAUUCGGCGAAACGAAACCCAAAUUUGGAUCCUGCCAAGGUCAAAGCCGAGCCAUCCAAAAGAAUCUCGUGUCAGGAUCAUCCCUCCAACGCUAAGCAGUCCCCAGAAGCCGAGGAGAGAAGUCGCCGAAACGUGACAGACUGGCUGAAGACAUAUGUGGACGAUUCGGAACCCAGCUGGGAAAAACUGGAGAUGGAGUCUGUUCACAGCAGUUCACAAAAGUAUCCACUUCCCGCUACUCAUCGUAAAGUCAAGUGUGAUCCUGAGCUCAAAAUUUCACUGGACAGUUUGGAUGAUGCAUUUAAUAAAAAGAAAACACGCUUAAAAUCUCCUCAAGGCGUUCUGUUUGGUGUAAACAUUUCGAAAGACCGAAGUGAAAUAUCGGAAGUCUCUCUUGGGCCACCACCCAACUACGGGGUUUCUCAACAGUCAAACAACCAAUGGAUUAAUCAAGAUAUAAAUAAAGCACACCAAGAUGAAGGGUAUCGUCAUCAAACAGAGGCUGCCAGAAAGAUCCAGAAAUUCUGGCGUCGCUAUCGACGCAGACAGCUGGCUGCCCAGGCUGCACUUCGCCGAAUAUUAGAAGAACAAAAACUGCGCAUGAGAAACUUAUCACCCUGUCGGUCUGAAAAAUUGCUGCAGACAAAAAAUCAAAAUAAAUAUCGUUCAGCGCAGCCCAAACAACCUCAUGGUGACCAAUCGAUUUGUGAGGGCAUUGUCAGACAUGGACCGGUCGUGCCCUCGAUAGAGCCCGUCGGUGCAAGCUAUUGCCUUCAAUGCACAGCUCCAUUUUCAAUUCUUCCACUCAACAGUCCACUGAGAGCCAUUGAUUUACGCGUCAAUUCAUCAGCUCCAGCCUCCAAUACGCAGCUACCUACCCCACUUUCCCAAAUCACUGGUGAACGAAACUGUGGCAGCCACAACCAUUGUACGACAAGUACGCGGUUCUUACAGUUGUUAAUGAUGAUGAUGGUGCAGAACAGCUUCGGUGAGUCAGAAAACCACAAUGUGACAACCGGCGUUUCUUCUUCAACGCCAAUGGUAGCAGGACAAGAUGGUGAUUCAGACAGUCAGCCGAGAAUGAGAACAACACCAAAAUCCGUUGACACUUCGGAAAAGUCCCUUCCUAUGCUUGGUGAUGAAUCUCCAUCUUGCGGAAACGCAGCUGACAAUGUUACAGUAGGACAAAUGACCCAACGUACUGGUUCCGAAGACCAAUGCUCCGAUAAGUUGGGUGUGCAAACUAUGCUGGGUGACCUAGCCAGUGAAGUUCACUCAGAUGACGGGAAUGGAUUUCAAGUUGGCGGCCGUUCUUUUUGGGCUGAGAUUGACGAAGUGAGUGAACCAAAAAGCACUUCCAAAGGAUGGUCAGAUAUGCUGAAUGAAAUAAACCGCGUUUUAUCGGAAACGGAUGUGGAUACAGAUGUCAAAACGUUAUGCUUUGAGCAACCCCUGCGUGAUCGUGCGCCGUCGGUUUUGACAGAGCCAAUUCACGUGAAACAUCUGGAAAGUUCGGCCGGUACGUAUGGCUGUACUGGACGAAUUCGGGGUUUGUCGGUUGCCAGCCUACCUACGAAUUUUUACAGGAAUCCGGCAGGAAAUCGUGGAACGCCAGAGGAACAGCAAAUUCGAAGAGCCAUCGGAAAAACACUGGAGAGAAGAGUGAAGCAAACGCGUACUCUCUUAAGAACAAAGAGUCAGACAGGAUCUGGAAAAAGCACAAAUAAACAAAUGCCAACUGACGGAGCGAUCUCCAGAGAAACCAACGGUCCACCGGCGGAUCCAUGGUGUAUCUAUUCCGAAGCGCCUGAACUUGAGCAAAAGUUUCCAAAGUUGUCGUCAACCAACACCACUACACCGAAAAAGGGAUCUUCGCAUGAACACCUUGUCGACACUAGGACCUCCGUUAACUCGACUUGGUCAGGGAACAUGCUAGAGGCUGAAUCCUGCUCUGGCUCGAAAGUUCAGUCAUUGAUCAUGCAACUGGAGGAAAGAACGCAAUCGGUACAACGACUUCAACGCGUGUUGGAACAUCAGCGUGAACUCUUAAUGCGCCAGCUGCGCGAUACGCAACGUGAGGCCGAACAGCGCAAGGAAUCCAUGAAAGCAGACUAUGAGGCCACGCUUUCGCGAAAUUACAAGCUCAUUGAUGAGUUGAUUGAAGAAAAGAAAGCACUUCAUGUCAAAUGUGAAAACCUAAUGUCAGAAAUGAAGACAGUUUCUCAAAGACUUGAGGAAAAGUUGAAAGUUGUUCAAGAUAGACACAAGGUCGACUUACGCAAGGCCGAAGCAAAGGCAGCCGCCGCAGAAAAACUUCGCCGAGAGAAAUGGGAGGCUGAGAAACUCAAACAAUUAAAGGAAACGACUGCUCGUGGACUUCAGGCUGAAAUAGCCCAAAUUAUCUCCAAACACCAACAAGAAAUGCAAGAAUUGCGGGAAUCUUGUAGUGAACAGGUGCAGUCUGCAGAUAGCAGAGCUUUUCAAACGUAUCUUCAACAACUUGAAGAAUUGCGUCGUACUCUACUGCGUGAGAAGGAAGACGCCUGUGUGAGGGAGCGUGAGGCUGCUAACCAGAGAUUGGAGAAAACACUGAAUGAUGAGAGGACUAUUUUAGAAGUGCAUCGUAAUCAACUGCUGAAGGAAAUGUCAGACGAACGGGAACGUUUGACAGUGCUAGUAGCAAAAGAAAGAGAGACGGCACAGAAAAUGAAAUUCGACUUGGAUAAACUUUUGAAAGAAUCCGUGGAGCGCCACCAACACGAAGUAGAGGGUCAGAGAGAACAGCUCACAAAGCAGCACCAGCAACUGAUUGAGGAAAUGCAAAAACGCCACACUGUAGAGCUCGAGGCUGCCAAGGACAAACUUACUAGAGAACUAGAAGCAAAAUAUUCGGAACGUGAAAGCAAUUUGCGAGCUCAACUUAAGCAUGAACGCGAUCGACAACGGAUGAAAGAUAAGCAUGCAAAAGAACUUGGUGAGUUGGAACAAUCUGAACAGCAGAUGGUAGCAAAAUACAGCGAAAUGCGGAACCAAGCACUCGAACUGGAACACGAGAUCGAAAGGUACAAGCUACAACUACGACAAAGAGAUGAUGAGUUAGAAAAUGUGAAAUCUCUUUAUGACAAGUUAACUGCCGAGAGGGAAAACAUUACUGAGGUAAACCAAGCACUCGAACUGGAACACGAGAUCGAAAGGUACAAGCUACAACUACGACAAAGAGAUGAUGAGUUAGAAAAUGUGAAAUCUCUUUAUGACAAGUUAACUGCCGAGAGGGAAAACAUUACUGAGGUAGUACGCCAGGAAUUCUCCGAUCGGAUUGUCGCAUCGGAAGAGGAGAAUCGAUCCAAUAAAAGGGAUAUGGCGGAGUUGAAGUCACGUCUGGCAAUUGAACAAGAUCGCCAUCUGGCAGAACUGAAAGCUGUUAAACAGGCGAGUGCAACGGAUUUGGAAGCUUUACACCAGAAGAUUAAGGAAGUUAUCGCAAGGAAGGACAAGAAAAUGGCAGCUAUACAAUCUCGACUUGAAGCAGAACUUAAAACACGCAACGCUGAGUUGGAAGAAGCAAAUCAGCGCGCAGCUUAUCUGGAAGAACUGCUUGAUCAACAAAGGCAACAGUUUUUGAAAGCUUCCAAUUAAUAAAAUAUUCAAACGACAAAGCCGGUGAAAAGUUUCGCAUUUUUCUUCAAAACAGUUCACAUACUUGGUCACUUUUGAUACAGUCAGUUCACUUUUCACUUCAUAUCAAUAUGGAAAUUGAAGCGCAUAUUUACUCAGUCAAUGUUUUCCUCACUAAUUUGUAUGAUAUAAAUGAUUAGUUGAUACAGCACUUUUUGUAAAUGAACC